AUGAGAACAUUGCUUUAUUGUUUCAGGUUGAUGGAGAACUCCACCUACAACAGCCUCAUACUCCGGUUGGAGGGGUUAAAUGUCUCCAAUGAAUCGAUCUACCCAGUCUUUCUCUUUUUCUUUUGCUCCUAUCUGUUUAUACUGGUAGCUAACGUAAGCAUCCUGGUGCUGAUUUUCAUAGAUAAGAACCUUCACCAGCCGAUGUACCUCCUGUUUUGCAACCUUCCAUUUAAUGAUAUACUUGGAAACUCCAUCAUGGUUCCCCGGCUGCUGUCAGACAUCCUGCGUCCACCCUCCGAGCGCCUCAUCAGCUACUACGAGUGUGUGCUGCAGGCGUUCACCUCUCACAUGUUCGGCACCACCUGUCACACCAUACUGAUGAUCAUGGCCUUUGACAGAUACGUGGCCAUCUGUAAUCCUCUGCGUUACGCCGCCAUCAUGACCAGCAACAUGGUGGUCAAGCUGACCGUGUCUGCCUGGGGCGUGGCCUUUGUUCUGGUGGGGAUUCUGCUGGGUUUGACCAUAAGACUGAACCGAUGCAGGACUCUGAUCACGAAUCCUUACUGUGACAACGCCUCGUUGUUCAAACUCUCCUGUGAGAGUGUGUUUAUUAAUAACAUCUACGGCCUCACCUUCACCGUGGUCCUGUUCUCAGCGUCUAUCGGCAGCAUAGUUCUCACCUACGCUAAGAUCACAGUCGUGUGUGUGAUCAGUAAAAACCAGUCUCUGAACAGUAAGGCCCUGAAGACCUGCAGCACUCACCUGAUGGUGUAUAUGAUCAUGAUCUUUAGUGGAAUGUCUAUUAUUAUUCUGCAUCGCUUCCCUCAGUACUCCGACUACAGGAAACUCUCCAGCAUUCUGUUCCACGUGAUCCCCGGCAGCUUGAACCCCGUCAUCUACGGAGUCCAGUCCAGAGAGAUACGAAGAUUCUUGUCAAAAUUGUUUGAGCACAAGAAAAUUUGA
Messenger RNA from Platichthys flesus (European flounder), 963 nucleotides. Its product is annotated as olfactory receptor 8G17-like. The transcript has a single exon. Gene Ontology annotation, cellular component: membrane. Gene Ontology annotation, biological process: G protein-coupled receptor signaling pathway. The record is from RefSeq and is a predicted model, not a curated record. Gene Ontology annotation, molecular function: olfactory receptor activity. Lineage: Eukaryota; Metazoa; Chordata; Actinopteri; Pleuronectiformes; Pleuronectidae. Bases 1 to 963 code for a protein of 320 amino acids.